CGUCAGUGUUCCGAAAACCGCGCGGUGUGUUUUUAACUGUCAUGCUAGUAGUAGUCCACACUCACCAAUGCGACACGGCGUCGUGACAUUUACCUCAGACGCGGACUUAAAAGUGUAUUUAUUUUCCUAGGACAGGAGUUGUUCUAUAAUAACAAAGUGGACACUUGUGUGCGUCAAAAUGAGUGACGACACCGAUUCUCCUCCUGAAAGGGAGAUGAAGGAUUUUCAGUUUCGAGAAAUGAGGAAAGCAAAAAUUUUCCAACCUUCCGAAGAAAUGCCAAAGGAAAGGACAAGUUUGCUGUGUGUCUCAAACAAAUAUGGCUUAAUGGUCGCCGGGAUGGGGAGAACCUUCAAAGUUUACCGCACACAGGACAUCAUCGCUGAUAAACAGGAGCGCAUAGUUGAAGGAAUUGAAGCGCUGGCGGAGGUAACCGUGGAGAUGAAUUUGCACCACUUGGCUCUCAGUUGUGAUGAGCUUACCUUGUCAGUGUGCGGAAUCGCUACGGACACGGCUUUGUCCAUCAUAUUCUAUGACGUCCGCACCUUUGUGAACAAGGCUCGACCACAGAAGUCGGCGUUUGCAUUGUGGCAGCCGGCUGUGCCCCCGGAGUCCUUAGUGCAGGACCUGAAGUGGAAUCCUGCUCAGGCUUCUAUGUUGGCCGUCUGUCUGUCUGAUGGCAGCAUGUCCAUCUUGGACGUAACCAACAGCGUCAACACACAGGCCCAACUACCCGCUUCCAGCGGUGUCACGUGCCUUUGCUGGAGCCCUAAAGGAAAACAAGUUGCCGUAGGGAAAAUGAAUGGCACUGUCAGCCAGUAUACCCCAGCACUGGAGGAGAAAAAAGUGAUUCCAUGUCCACACUUCUACACUUCUGAUGACCCUGUCAAAGUUCUUGACCUGCUUUGGCUGAGGACGUAUUCUUUCGGUGUGGUCUACGCCGCUGCAGACGGCUCUUCAGAGACCCCACCUGAGCUCGUAUUGAUCACCAUCCCUAAGAAGGACGAAAAGGUGGAAACAAAGUACCUUAACUUCAGCGACACAGUGUUCGGCUGCUGCACAAAGCGACAGCAUCACUACUUCCUCAGCCACGUCGAGGACUGGAAUCUUGUUUUGGCCGCAUCCGCCGCUUCCAUCGAAGUCAGCGUCAUCGCCAGACAAGACGAGAAGAUCUGGGAGCUGUGGCUCCUGGAGGACACUGGGAGGGCGGAGCUACCCGUAACUGAGAACGAUGACACGCUGCCCCUCGGCUUAGCAAUUGACUACACCAAUCAACAGCAGAUUCGCAUCAGCGAUGACAAAACGUUGCCGUCGGCUCCCACGUUGCUCAUGCUGUCCACCGAAGGAGUGCUCUGCCCUUUUGCGCUGCUUAACCUCAACGCCGGGGUCAAGCAGCUGAUUUCACCUUGCGCCGCCCUCACAGCUGAGGGCGAGAGACUCCCCAAGCCAGGUGCUUUAAUAGCCCAGCCCCCCAAAACCGCUGCCCCCGUCCCCUCUGCCCUGCCCGCCUUCUCAAACAUUACUGCGACUUCAUCUGCUCCCUCCUUCAGCAUUCUGCCCACUGCCACCACCUCCGCAUCCUCAGGCUUCUCCUUUGCUAUACCCUCCGCCAGCAGCAACUCUGCUCCUCCCGCCUUCUCCCUCGGGUCAGCUGCACCUUUCGGCUCCGGGGCCUCGGGCUUCUCUUUUUCCGCCAAGCCUCCCUCCGAAACUCCCUCGGCCCCUUCUGCGUUUUCUUUUAGCACCCCUUCAAAUAAGGUCACAACCCCGACACCACCAAGCCUUGUGACUCCCUCGUUACCUACGGUCAAACAAAAUUUGAAUGACAGAUUUUCAGCUCUAGAUGCUGCAGCAGCAUCCACGCCAUCUUUCUCCUUCGCGACGUCCUUACCCAAAAAUGGCAGCAUCAGCCAAAGCGUCCCUGCCCUCGCCUUAGCCACUGCCAAGCCAGCGGCAGUGUCAACUCCUGUGCGUCCUAUCCAAAGCAACACACCAACUCCAGUGGUCCAAAAACCAGCACCAGCUCAUCAAGGCCGCAUCCAGACACCCCAGGCGGCUGUUGGCGUGAAGGUCGUGGAGAAACAGGCUCAGCCAAAGAAAGAGUCCGAUCCCAUUAUGACGGGCAUACUGGAGGAGAUUUCACACUUCCAAAAGGAGCUAGAGGAUUUAAAAACGCGAAGCUCGACAGCGGACUUCAAAGUCGGAACCAACGAGGAGAUGAAGGAGCUGAGGACUGAGUCAGAAGAGCUUAACAUUUUCAGCCUGGAGAUCAAAGAAACAACAGAGUCUCUGCAUGGCGACAUUGGCGCCAUGAAGACCACCAUGCUGGAGGGCUUUGCUGGAGCGGAAGAAGCCAGGUCCCAGACUGAGAUCACCAGGCAACGCAAUUACAGACAAUUGCUCUACAAAAGACCUCUGGACCCGCGUAGUGAGGAGCAGCUCAAGGAGAUUCGUAGGCUUUAUCAGUAUGUUACGUUUGCCGUGGAGGAUGUCAACUGUGUUCUGGAUGUGGAAUGGGAGAAGAGCUUGGAGAGAAAGAAGAAAAAGAAGCACAUGGUGGUGCCCGGCCGGGAAGGUUUGUUCAACACUCUGGCCAACAAUCUGUAUAUCAUCAACCAGCAGAAGAACAGACUGGACCAGCUGGUCAGUGAGCUGACCUCCUUGCACCUCUAUAACAAGAUGGACACUCCCAAUGCAAGUCAUAACUCUACUGCAGCAACAUCAGCAGGCAGUAUGGAAAAGGAGCUCAACAGCUUAAGGGAGGCCCUCUUGAAGGCCAAACUGGACACCACCCCUUCUCAGGCCAAAAGCCCAUCUCCAGUCAAGAUAUCACCAGUAAAACAGUCCCAGCUGCGCAAUUUCCUCUCCAAGGGCCACAUGCCUCCUGUUCGAUCAACUGCACCAGCCAAUUUGUCUCGUUCUGCCUUCCUGUCGCCAAAAUACUACGAGGAUUUGGAUGACAUGAGCUCCACAUCUUCCCUGUCGCCGUCAAUGGAGCCUCCUCACCUGCCUCGCUUGGAGCUGGAGGAAGAGGAGGAACUGCAGCCAGAGCGCCUCCCCAUGGCUGCCGCCCCCCCUGCGUUCCCUCGCCACCCUACCGUAGUGAGGACCACAUCCAUCCAGCCGGGCUUCGGCUCCAUCCAGUCUACACCUUUAAGCAAAAUACAGGCUGUGCCAGGCAUGGGCUUCAGACUUAGCCCGAUUCCCAGCCCUGUUCCAACCAAUAAGAUCAUCCUCAGUGGAGCUGACAGCACCGCUCUUGCCACAAAAACAGUCAAACACGGCGCCCCCCCGGUCGAGAGGACUGUACCUGUCACCAUCCCGGCCCAACAAGCUGCAGCCACCGCUGCCAUGCGCAGGCUGAUGGCCAAUCAGAAGACGGCUGUCGUCAGCACUUCCUUGACAGAGUCUACCUUGAAAAUCGUCCCUCAGGUAGUCAACGUUCAGGAACUGAAAGACAGAGGGGGUCCAAUUUCUACUCCAGUUAUCAGCUCACCAAUACCAGACGCAGCAUCUGUGACUCUGCAGGUUCCCACUUCUGUUUCCAACCAGCACAAACGAAAUCCACCCCAAGGUGUGCAGAAAACUUCCACUGAAUGCUCAAGCGCUCCCCAAGCAGGAUUUAUGUUUGGUCAGCCUGCCAAAGCUGACACCUCUGUUGGUCCCGCUAGCUCAGCUGAAUCAAGUAUCAGCAAAGCUUUCUCCUUCUCGUCAACCCCCUCAAACUUUAGUUUCACUUCACUCACACCAGGAGCUAUAUUACCACAAGCGAAGGAUGUGAGUGAGUUCUCCUUUGGUGGAAAUGGCAAGAUGAUGUUUGGUCAGAUCGGAGAGGAGCCCUCAAAAUUUCCCCCCUCUGUUGUUGCGACUGUUCCGGCUGCAGAGCCUCCAAAAUCCACAGCGGAAGCACACAUACCAGCUGUUACCCCUGCCAGGAUAGACCCCCAAACCCCUAAAACAACAGGAGGAGAAACUUUAGGCAGUUUCUCCGGACUACGUGUCGGCCAAGGAGAAGAAGGUGUCGAGCCCUCCAACAAACCCUCCACUGCUAACACUGCUUUUAGUUUUGCCGGCGCUGGAAUCGGCAAAGUAGCGGCUCAGUUUGGCUUUGCCGGAGAUCGAAAGUCUGCGGGAGAUUCUCUUGGAACCGACUUGUCCAAAGGGCAAGGGAGUUCGUUCAAACCUCCGGAGACGGCCUCCAAGCUGACCUUCUGUAUUACAACGUCAAACACACCCGCCUCAGGAUUACACACGUCUUUCAGCAGUCUCCUUGCAGCCCCCACGGAGCCAAACGAAGACCCUAAACCAGCUGCACAAGCUUCAGAGCCCCCCUCAGAACUUGUAAAGGAUCCUGCUACUGAACUUCCUACUGAGGGCGUUGCAUCCUUAGAACCUUCAAAACCUACAUUGGAUGCUACCGCAAUUAGAGUACAGGCUUUGGCCACAAGUGUUCCUGUUCCAGUGGCAGCUAUUGAGCCACCAGUUCCAGUUAGCACUGCAGACGUCCCUGUAAAUGCCACGGGUGCUGCCGCGGUGACCACAGCUGCUCCGGUAGCUCCAGUCCAGCAAGAGUCCCCGCCCGCCUUCCAGGUGUCCACUUCUGAGAGGCCUGGCUCCAUCUUCUCUAAGCCUGCAACGACAGAAAGCAGCUCUUCUGCGGUCGUGGCUGUCCCUUCGGCUGUCCCUUCGGCUGUCCCUGUGACCGCCACUCCUGCUUUUUCUGUUCCGAACGUCUCAACAGUCACCACCACCGCUGCUCCUACUGCCCCUGCUGCUAGCGCUGUGUUUGGGCAACCUGCCACAUCCCCUCCAGCCUCCACUGCCCCCUCAGCACAACCUCCCACAGGGUUCGGCUCGUCUGCAUUUGGUGCAUCAGCUGAAAGUGGGUUUGGGAAAUCUGUUUUUGGCCAGUCAGUCGGCUUUGGCCAGCCUGCUAGUAGCACCGUAACAGCCGGCGGCUUCUCCUUUGGACAUUCUGCAUUUGGAGCGAGCCCUAGCAGCGCCACCACAGGAGGCGGUCUUUUCGGGGCAUCCACUGCUAACAACGCGAGUUCCUUCUCCUUCAACGCGAACGCCCAGACGUCCAGUGGCAGUGGUGCAGGGCUGUUCGGACAGAGCACAACCUCUGCAUUCGGACAAAGCUCUGGAUUUGGACAAGGGGCGCUUUUUGGGAGCAACACCACCACAUCUUCGUCUGCAGGAUUCAGCUUUGUUCAGCAGUCAGCCUUUGGAUCCUCCCCAUCGUCUGGAUUUGGCCAGCAAUCCAGUACCGCCAACGUAUUUGGACGGCCUCAGCAGUCGGUAGGCGGAGGUCUGUUUGGUUCAAGUUCUACCAAUGCAGCGUCACCCAGUAGUGGACUCUUCAGCGGCCUGGGAGGAAAACCGACUGAAGAGGCUGCCAACAAGAAUCCAUUCGGUCCCAGUGGGUCCCCUGGAGGGUUCGGGCAGCCUGCGCAGACAGGUGCCAAUAGUCUCUUUGGUAGUACUGGUGCCAAACCCGUUGGAUUCGCACAGUCCUCCUUUGGAGAGCAGAAACCAAGCGCAACAUUCAGCACAGGUGGGGGGACUGUUGCAUCGCAGGGCUUUGGCUCUUUCGCCUCUCCAACAAAACCAGGUGGUUUUGGCAGUUCACCAGUGUUUGGGAGCCAACCUGCUUUUGGUGCAUCCCCAUUUGGUGCCGCCACGCCAUUUGGCGCCCCUCCCUCCUAUAGCAACGCCAUGGGCUCCUCAGCCGGGAAAGUGUUUGGAGAGGGAACAGCGGCUUCCAACAUGGGUGGAUUUGGUUUCGCCUCGCCACCUUCAGGACCAUCAUUUGGAGCUCUAGCGAACCAGAGCACGCCAUCAUUUGGGAGCCUGACUCAGCAGGGCCCUGGUUUUGGAGGUCAGCCCAGCAGCUUCUCUGGCUUUGGACAGCAGCCUCAAACUGGAGGGUUUUCAGGAAACACCUUUGGCUCCACAAACCAGCAGUCGUCUUCAUAAAUUUCACUGGAACGGCACCAAACAAAAAUUCCAGCAUCACCUUGCCCAAUGCAGACUUGCGAUUCAUCACUGAAUAUGACUUUCAUCCAGCCAUCUGUAGACCAUGAUUGCUUUUCUUUGGUCCAUUGGAACCUUGUUUUUUAUGUCUAAGUGUUAAUGACUGUUUUCGUUUAGCUUUACUGUAUUUAAAUCCCUUCUCCUUAAAAGUUUAGUCACAGACGACACCAAUUUCCGCCCAUGUGUUCUUCAUUUGUUUUGCUGGGCAUUUUUUGUUUUCAAGACAAACUGCUUUAGGUUUUUCUUCUUGACACUUUGAUGUUUUCCCAGGCCUACCAGUAUGCUUACCUUUUACAAACUUCCCAUGUUGUUACUGACUACCACAAUUCAUAUUCUUGAUUUCUUUUAGUGUUUCUUCAAGCCAGAAAGUUGCCAUUUGAAAUGGCUGUACUUUUGUGUCAUGUCUGUUACCUGCCUUUUUCUUCAAAAAUUUAACAACUCACUGAACAUCCUUCAGGUCUGGGGAUUCCAUAAUUUUGCUAGGGGUUGUAUUUUUGGAAGAUAUUCUACAACAAUUUUGCCUUAAAUUAAGCAUUGUCAAGCAUAAACAUGGCUUAAUGAACUAUGAAUAUCAAUUCUAUGGUAGUAUUGGCCACUAAAUGGUAACAAGCCAAUCAGAUCACGCUGUUUAGUAUUGUGACCACUGAUUGGCUCUGCCUCAGGCAGUAUAAUUAUUUUGGAUGAAAAGAUUGGAAAGUUGACUAAACGUCCAGAAGUCUCUCAUAACAUUAAAACAUGUAGCAAACCAUUUGUUUUUAUUUUGUAAAUAUUAGGUUUUUAAGUAAUGAUUCCUACUACGUGGAAAUUAAUUUAUUGCGGUCAUGUCCGGAACGAUAAACGAGGGAUUACUGUAUUAUUAAUUAUUUUUUAAAAACCUUAUCAUACACAAGAUUUUGCUUUAUCUGGUCUGCCUCUUAUGUUUGCUGUCACAUGGUCGCCAUGAUCCCCGGGGUGUGUUCUGCUGGAAUGCACUCUGAAGUGUGCACAACUGACACAAAUAAUAAUAAUUCUCGCCCUCCCUACAGCUAUUUUUAGUUUUGUGCUCAUUUGCAGGCCACCAUCACCUCAAUGUAAAACAAAACAAUACAAAAAGAACAUUUAGGCUUGUACCAGUUACGAAUGAAGUGAUUCCGCAAAUUAAGCGUCAUUAUUGCCCUUUCAUAAACCAUACAAUACAUGCAAGAUGUAAUGUGCUGUAAGACAAUUCUGCUUAUUUUUCCAGAAAACUGGGAACAUUUCUCUUGAUAGAACUUGUUUUUAUCACAGUUACACAUAACUACAUCCCAAUUACCGUAUUUUUCGGAGUAUAAGUCGCUCCGGAGUAUAAGUCGCACCGGCCAAAAAUGCACAAUAAAGAAGGGAAAAAAACAUAAGUCGCACUAGGGUAUAAGUCGCAGUUUUGGGGGAAAUUUAUUUGAUAAAACCCAACACCAAGAAUAGACAUUUGAAAGGCAAUUUAAAAUAAAGAAUAGUGAACAACAGGCUGACUAAGUGUAUGUUAUAUGACGCAUAAAUAACCAACUGAGAACGUGCCUGGUAUGUUAACGUAACAUAUUAUGGUAAGAGUCAUUCAAAUAACUAUAACAUAUAGAACAUGCUAUACGUUUACCAAACAAUCUGUUACUCCUAAUCGCUAAAUCCCAUGAAAUCUUAUACGUCUAGUCUCUUACGUGAAUUAGCUAAAUAAUAUUAUUUGAUAUUUUACGGUAAUGUGUUAAUAAUUUCACACACAAGUCGCUCCUGAGUAUAAGUUGCACCCCCGGCCAAACUAUGAAAAAAACUGUGACUUAUAGUCCGAAAAAUACGGUAGGCUUUUGUGCAUGUUGAACUACUUAUUUGUUAAAAUGACAAGAAAAUACAUUUAACUUGGGGUUAGUCUACAUACAUCAAUAAUAUGGAGACAAAACAUGACAUUACACCUAUUUGACAUAAUACUCCUGUUUGACAUCUUGAUUUGACAAAAC
Molecule: messenger RNA, 7998 nt
Organism: Entelurus aequoreus (snake pipefish)
Lineage: Eukaryota; Metazoa; Chordata; Actinopteri; Syngnathiformes; Syngnathidae
Gene: nup214
Product: nucleoporin 214
Exons: 36
Coding region: 179-5977 (1932 amino acids)
Biological process (GO): RNA export from nucleus; protein import into nucleus
Cellular component (GO): nuclear pore
Molecular function (GO): protein binding; structural constituent of nuclear pore
Source: RefSeq, a predicted model, not a curated record